Zymoseptoria tritici IPO323 is the source of this 897-nucleotide messenger RNA. RefSeq lists its product as uncharacterized. Gene Ontology annotation, biological process: carbohydrate metabolic process. Bases 13 to 897 code for a protein of 294 amino acids. The transcript is spliced from 2 exons. Gene Ontology annotation, molecular function: zinc ion binding; aldehyde-lyase activity. The record is from RefSeq and is a predicted model, not a curated record. Lineage: Eukaryota; Fungi; Ascomycota; Dothideomycetes; Mycosphaerellales; Mycosphaerellaceae.
AAUCCACUCACCAUGUCUCUGCAAAAGCUCUCCGACAACCGCGCCGUGCAAAUGCUCUCCGCAGCAGCAGCAGGCAAAUACGGCGUCCUCGGAAUCGUCGCCUACAACCUCGAGACCAUCGUCGCCAUAAUCCGCGCCGCCGAAGCGAAACGUUCUCCCGUCCAGAUCCUACUCUUCCCCUGGGCAUUGCAGUACUCGCCAUUAUUCAUCGAUCUCGCCGCCAAUGCCGCACGCAAAGCUUCCGUGCCCGUGACGGUACACAUGGACCACGCACAAGAUCCGGAGAUCAUCAAGGCUGCGGCUAAGAUCCAAGCGGCGGACGGAACCCCGGCGUUCGAUAGUAUCAUGGUGGAUAUGUCGCAUUAUGAGAAGGAGGAGAAUUUGGCCAAGACGAAGGAGUUGGUUGCGUUGUGUCAUGAGAGAGGUAUUGCUACGGAAGCGGAGCCGGGAAGGAUUGAGGGUGGAGAGGAUGGAGUACAGGAUACUGCAGAGUUGGAGGGUAUGAUGACCACGGAAGAGGAGAUUGACGAGUUUGUGGCUACGGGUAUUGACUUUUUGGCGCCGGCGUUUGGCAACAUGCAUGGAGAUUACCAUGGAGUGCACAACAUUCAUCUGGACUACGAGAGGCUAGAAAUGAUCCAGAAGAAGGCUGCUGGCAGAGUGACGGUCGUUCUGCACGGCACGAACGAAUUCCCCAAAGACAUCAUGGCCAAGUGCAUCGAGCGAGGAGUGACGCGAGUGAAUGUCAACAAGCUGGUUCUUUCAGACUACAAUGCAUAUGUGGACGAGUACACGGGCAAGGUGCCUCUGACGCAGUUGAUGGAGAGGGGCACGGAAUUGAUUCAGAAGCAGACGGAGGAGUGGAUGGAUGCUAUCGGGAGCACAGGGAAAGCGUAG